Suillus plorans is the source of this 855-nucleotide messenger RNA. RefSeq lists its product as uncharacterized. The transcript is spliced from 5 exons. Bases 1 to 855 code for a protein of 284 amino acids. The record is from RefSeq and is a predicted model, not a curated record. NCBI's taxonomy places the organism in Eukaryota, Fungi, Basidiomycota, Agaricomycetes, Boletales, Suillaceae.
AUGAAGAAAUCUUCGGACGGUUCACGUCAACGCACGAAAGCGGGUGAUUUCGACGAAAUCUCAAAGGAGAUCCUGGUAACUGCAACAUCUAUUUUCCGGUGCCUAAUUGUCACGCAGGCGCCAUUUCCCGAUGGUGUUGCUGUUGAGAUGAGGUUAGCAAAAGAGGCCUGGCGCGACGCAUGCGAAAUCAAAGGUGCCAACGUCAAAAUAACACCUCCGCUGGUCAAAAUUCUCUUGCGGCACACAUCACAUGUGCGCGGUGAACUCAAAAUGAAGAUGCGCUCACUUACGAGCUCGUUUUUUGGGUUCCAGUCAGGUUCUUUGAGGGACGUGAUAGGGCAUAACCGAGACCUGGUGGAAUCUUUGAAAAAUGGUUCAGCAUUUGCCUUCAAGGACUGGACAUCGAAGACAGGACUUUACAAAUCCGAGCUACUGCAAGACGGUAUCAACAUUAUGUGGUUUGCAAACCGAAACAACGAAGGUGUUGUCUAUCCCAAGUAUUUCGACCCCAUACCUGUUGAGGUUGUCGCACUCGUGCUUACAGGUAUCGAGUGUUGUAUUGAUGAGUGGUUGCAAGGCUUGAAGGAAAACAUUAAAUUCACUUCGGCUACUUACGCAUCUGUUUACCGAGGUCAUUUUGAGUUGUUGCAGCGCUUCCACGAGCGUACGGCUCCUUACAAACUCCUCGAAAGACUUCACGACAGUUUGCUUCACAGGGCUCGUUCACAUGCAGGUGUCGAAGCCCUCACUCUGCUGCCGGCUGUAUCCCGGAUUGGUGACAGGGCUUUUGAUGAUGCAAUUCACGAGUACCAACUUGAGGAGGAGGAGGAGGAGGAGGAGGGGUGCAGAGGGUAA